Lactuca sativa (garden lettuce) is the source of this 998-nucleotide messenger RNA. RefSeq names its product DnaJ/Hsp40 cysteine-rich domain superfamily protein (gene ENA). Lineage: Eukaryota; Viridiplantae; Streptophyta; Magnoliopsida; Asterales; Asteraceae. The record is from RefSeq and is a predicted model, not a curated record.
AAAUUCAUAUUCCAAUUCCACCAAAUGAAGUCAAUCCCGCCUAACCAAAGGCACUCUUGUACAUACAUAAAUGGAUAAAGUUGCUCAUAACUCGCACAAAAAAUGAUAGUCUUUACCGGAACAGUAUCCAAUCUUUUCACGCGAACAGCCGUCCAGGCCACGAAUUCAAGCAAUGGUGCACCGCCUCCGGACAGUCGCAACCUACCAGCACCAUCACCGCUACCGCCACCGCCUCGAACCCCUCUGCUAUCAUCCCCGAAGCCAUCUUGGAUUGUUAGAACAGAGUCUAAUGUUAGAUUAGAGAAAAGACCAAAACCAGAUCCUUCAUGUGUCGUAUGCAAAGGGAGUGGAAGAGUAGAUUGUUUUGAUUGUUGUGGAAAAGGAAGGACAAACAAUGUUGACUUAGCAAUGCUUCCAAAUGGGGAGUGGCCAAAAUGGUGCAAGACAUGUGGUGGGAGUGGGCUUGGCUAUUGCUCAAGGUGUCUUGGGACAGGGGAAUACAGGUAUCUUAUGGGAUUUCAAUUUAUGAAGAAAGAUAAUGAUGGAAAUGGAGGAAAUUACAAGGUUCGUGAUAUGUUAAGAAAUCGCAAGAGUGCAGCAGAUUUGCUUCCAAAUGAUGAAACAGCUUAGAAGUUGACAUACCACUACAUUUUUCAAAUCUGGUCCUUAUCGGGUUUAAAUCUACAACAGCCACCCUUCAUCUUCCGGUUGAGAGCCGGAUGGCCCAUAAUAUUUGUGGUCACUCAUCAGAUAUUCCAUUCAUCACAAAACAAAGAAAGAUUUAUGGAUCACCAAUGAGGUGUGAAUAAAAUAGAAACAGAAAUGUUGAACAAGGGUUGAAAUGUGAAAUGGUGUAAACAGAAGGUUUUAUUAAUGAUUGGAGGUUAAAAAAAUUAAAACAUUCUUUUUGGUUUUUAUGUGGUUAGAAUCUAAUUUGUAAUGGAUUUAGGUUUAUGUAUCUAUUGUAAGUAAAUCGAAAGAAAAGUGUUUGAUUUCAA